AUGUGGCGUGUACACAUCAUAGCACUAAAAUUAACAAAAACUACCCCUCUAAUAAACUUAAGCAAACAAGCAAGUGUUUUUCGACUACUGACUUCACAGGCUAACUGCAGUGUUUUUCUCUCCGUGCACGUCACAGCACCACGAUACAUGUCAAGUGAACCGAAGAGACUCUGCACUGACAACAUGACCAUUAAAAAGAUCGGAACCCACAACGGAACCUUCCACUGUGAUGAAGUUCUGGCCUGUUUCUUCCUCCGUCAGCUACCUGAGUACAAGGAUGCAGAGAUCAUUCGGACCAGGGACCCGACACAGCUGGCAGAGUGCGACAUCGUUGUGGACGUGGGGGGAGAGUUUGACCCAAAGAGGCAUCGCUAUGACCAUCAUCAGAGGACCUUUGCAGAGAGCUUCCACAGCCUGUGUCCAGAGAAGCCAUGGGUGACCAAGCUCAGCUCAGCCGGCCUGGUCUACCUGCACUUCGGUCGUCAGCUGCUGGCCCAGCUGACGCAGCUGAAGGAGGGUGACAAGCAGCUGGAGGUGCUCUACGAUAAGCUGUAUGAGAACUUCGUGGAGGAGGUGGAUGCUGUAGACAACGGCAUUUCACAGUGUGAUGGGGAGGCCCGCUACUCUGUCUCCACCACGCUGAGCGCACGUGUCAGCCACCUGAACCCACGCUGGAACAGCAAGAAUCAGGACACUGAGGAGGGUUUCAAAAAGGCUAUGAAGAUGGUUGGGGAGGAGUUCCUGGACCGCCUGGAGUACUACCAGUCUGCCUGGUUACCAGCUCGUGCGGUGGUGGAGGAAGCUGUUAACAAGAGGCAUGAGGUAGAUCCCAGUGGGGAGGUGGUGUUGUUCUCCCAGGGCGGGUGUCCCUGGAAGGAGCAUCUGUUUGCCCUGGAGAAGGAGCUCAAGAUAGAGGCUCCCAUCAAGUUUGUCCUUUACCCCGACCAGAAUGGGCAGUGGAGGGUCCAGUGUGUCCCCGCCGGGCUCAACACCUUCCAGAACAGGCUGUCCCUGCUAGAAGAGUGGCGCGGCGUUCGAGAUGCAGCACUGUCAGAGCUCAGUGGGAUCGAGGGCUGCAUCUUUGUCCACGCUGGAGGCUUUAUUGGCGGGAACAAGAACCAGGAAGGAGCCCUGGAGAUGGCUCGGAGGACCCUGCAGGCUGCCGCUCAGGCCACAAACGGAAGCAGCUAAAGGGUCAGAGAGGAAAGCCAACAGCACAUUUUGUUCUCGGGGCGGGGGGGGGGGGCAGUCUUUAGAAAGGAUAGCAAGGAUUUAAAUCUUAGUUUUCUGUCUUGCAGCUUGUCCUUCCCAGUCAGGGCUAAUGUUGUUCUGUUCUACCUCGCCAUGAUGGUGACGGUAUGGAAAUGGCAGCCAGGUAACCUUGGACCACUUCCCCUAAUAUGUAUAUUCCAACACAGGCUCGUUAUUCUUCUUCUCUGUUUUCUCAUAAAUGUGGGUCUGUUUGUUGUUCAUUUGCAAUAAAAUACUAUUUGGAUUAAAUUUUGUAAACAUUUCAUGAGGAUAAAUCCAUUAUUAAAGUGACUGAUUUUCCAA
This is a messenger RNA of Epinephelus lanceolatus (giant grouper), 1554 nucleotides long. It is a transcript of the gene myg1, whose product is annotated as myg1 exonuclease. Lineage: Eukaryota; Metazoa; Chordata; Actinopteri; Perciformes; Serranidae. The record is from RefSeq and is a predicted model, not a curated record. Gene Ontology annotation, cellular component: cytoplasm; nucleus.